CCCUGGAGACGCAGGGGAAAAAAGACGGUAGCGGGAGAAAAAAAGUUUUGGAUGGGAUUAUGUGGAAACUACUCUCUUCUCUGCUGCUGCUCCUGUUGUUGCUGCUGCUGCCGCCGCUGCCCGAGCAAGCUCAGUGCUGCUGCUGCUGCUUUCUCUCCAGCGGUGCAGCCUUGGCGGGCUGGUGGAGGUGGUGGUGAGGAGAAGAAGAGGAGGAAGGAGGACGCCGCCGCCGCCGCGCCGGGGAGGACUUGAGCCGCGCGCGUGCCUCGCUCGGCCCGGGCUUGCGUGGAGUGUCGUCGUGCGUGUGCGUGAGGAAACUUUCCACCACCACCCCCCGGCCUGCCAAAUGCUCCUCUUCGGGGUCUUCUUGCUGACAUCUGCCCUGGUCAGCCAAAGACAGGGAGCUCGUGCCGAAUCCAACCUCAGCAGCAAGUUCCAGCUCUCCAGCGGCAAGGAGCAAAACGUUGUCCUAUCUAGUGUAUCUCUGAAGACUGAAAGGGAAAAAGAGGCCAAAACUGGAGUGCAAGAGCCACAACAUGAGAAGAUUAUUACAGUGUCUGGCAAUGGAAGCAUUCACAGCCCAAAGUUUCCAUAUACUUAUCCCCGCAACACAGUACUGGUGUGGCGAUUAGUAGCAGUGGAGGAGAACAUGUUGAUACAGCUCACAUUUGAUGAAAGAUUUGGGCUUGAGGACCCAGAAGAUGAUAUAUGCAAGUAUGAUUUUGUAGAAGUUGAAGAGCCCAGUGAUGGCACUAUUUUAGGACGGUGGUGUGGUUCAUCUACAGUUCCAGGCAUACAGACUUCCAAAGGAAACCAGAUCAGGAUCAGAUUUGUUUCUGAUGAAUAUUUGCCUUCUGAACCUGGAUUCUGUAUCCAUUAUACUCUUCUCACAUCACAUCAUACAGAAUCUGUCAGUCCAACAGUGCUGCCACCAUCAGCUUUACCAUUAGAAUUGCUAAACAAUGCUGUUGCUGGAUUUAGUACUGUGGAGGAACUUAUCAGAUACCUUGAGCCAGAUAGAUGGCAAUUAGAUUUGGAAGACCUGUACAGACCAACCUGGCAGCUCCUUGGAAAAGCAUACAUUUAUGGGAGAAAAUCUAGAGGUGUAGAUUUGAACCUUUUAAAGGAGGAGGUGCGACUGUAUAGCUGUACUCCACGCAACUUCUCAGUGUCACUGAGGGAAGAGCUGAAGCGAACAGAUACAAUCUUUUGGCCGCUUUGUCUGCUAGUGAAACGUUGUGGUGGAAACUGUGCCUGCUGUCAGCAUUCAUGUGCAGAGUGCCAGUGUGUUCCCACUAAGGUCACCAAGAAAUACCAUGAGGUUCUUCAACUGAAACCCAGGAAUGGUGUAAGAGGAUUGCAUAAAUCUCUGACGGAUGUACCAUUAGAUCAUCAUGAGGAAUGUGACUGUGUGUGCAAAGGACAUACAGAAGGGUAAUAGGAACUAGAUGUGCUUCUUUCUUGUACAGCACAUUCAGACAGCAGCUGAUUCUGUUUUGGGGCUUGUGCAUUAAUUUCCCUCUGUAAUCUCAGUUUGUUUUGAGAAUCUUCAGUCUUCAGGAUUGACAGUUUUUGGAGAACAAAGAGAGAUGAGCUCCAGCUGUGCAUUGUAACAGCAUGGUUACCUGAAGACCCGUUCUAAGGAUGAGCAGAAAGCAUCAAUGAGGGAUUUUUUGUCUCCAAGUAAAUAUACAUGCAUAAUAUCAUCUCUCAGUCAUCUUGAAUUUUUUUUAAAAAAAUUAAAUUUAUAAGUAGAGGAAAAGGCAGUACUGAAACAAAGCCUGGACUUUUCUGGAGGUCUUGUUUCUCUUGGUCUGUUACUUCUAGCUCAGAACAUCUGGAAUCUCUUUUAAGUCAACUCAACAGCUCCUGCAUGUUCUAAAUCAAAGUGUUAAUUGUCUUACAGACUGUCUUAUAUUGAAUUAAACUUAAUUUUUCACUCAUACAAAUAGAAAAUAAUGGACACUUUCCGGUGAAGUGCCUGUUGUUAUAGCAACUCUUGAAUUGGUCAGUGUAGGUAAGCAAGGAUGGAAAGUUUUAUAUCAGGAAGUGGUUUUAGUCUUCUUGCUAUGGCGUACAAGUACUUUUGUUUGUUUAUAUUUUUAUUGUGUACAUUUUUAUAUUCUCUUUGGCAGCAUAACUGUUUGCUUCUCUAAUCUUGUUAAAUAUAUCUGUCUUUUUUUACCAAAGGUAUUUAAUGUUCUUUUUAAAAUAUUAUUAUGGCCUAGAUAAACUACUUUUUUAGUUUUCUAAGAUGUUGAAGUCAGAGAUAUAGAAAAGGGGAAGAAAGGACUACUGUUUCUACACGGCAUGGAACUAAAUAGUGCAUGUGCACGUUAAAAAAGGUAAAUAAGGGAGAUGAAAAUAUUCAUGCGAAUUUCCGGUUGUAGGUAACUGGGUCUAUUAUGUUGGUACAAAGCUGAACAUAAUAGUUGUAACAGUCCUCCUCUUCAAAAAAAAAGUGCCUUGAUCCAGACAAGGAGGUCUGUACACAGAAGCAGGUUUCAGCAUGAUAAAUAGAUAAAUAUAAUUUGUCAUAUCAGGAACCAUUGGCAUAAAUCUGAUAGACGUUAGAAUACACAAGAAGGCAGAAGUCUACACACACUGCGUUUUCAAUGGGUUUUGUAUUCUGGUACAUUUCUGGUACAUUUACCUUAUGUAUAGUAUCAUGUUUACAUGUGACUAGUGAAGGAGCAGGAUGCAGUUGUUUUAAUCAAGAAUCCAAACUAGAGAUGCCUGCUCUGUCUUGCCACCUUAUUCUAUGCAGUUGAAUAUAAGAUAGCUUGCCUUCUGGUAAAUACAAUUCGGAUGCCGUCCUGCUUCAUUGUUAAAUUAAAAAGUGAGAAGAUCCUGACAAGAGCACUACCACCACUGAUAUUUCAGUGUGUUCUUUCCUGCAGAAUACACUUGUUCCUGUAAAAGAUACAUCUAUUUAUUGCUAUAGGUGUAAGGUUUUUUUUAAGAAAUAUAUUAUUAUUAUUGAUGGUUAUUUCUUCAUAAAAACAGUGGGCUCCCAAUAUUUUAAUAAUGUAUAAUACAUUUUCAUGAAAUGUGGUUUUGUUAUGUACAGUCUAUGUAAACCAGUACAUUUGUAUCAUCUUUUGCCA
Molecule: messenger RNA, 3107 nt
Organism: Pogona vitticeps (central bearded dragon)
Lineage: Eukaryota; Metazoa; Chordata; Lepidosauria; Squamata; Agamidae
Gene: PDGFC
Product: platelet derived growth factor C
Biological process (GO): positive regulation of cell migration; positive regulation of ERK1 and ERK2 cascade; positive regulation of phosphatidylinositol 3-kinase/protein kinase B signal transduction
Cellular component (GO): membrane
Molecular function (GO): growth factor activity; platelet-derived growth factor receptor binding
Source: RefSeq, a predicted model, not a curated record